This is a messenger RNA of Guillardia theta CCMP2712, 948 nucleotides long. RefSeq lists its product as hypothetical. The coding region runs from base 1 to 948 and encodes 315 amino acids. NCBI's taxonomy places the organism in Eukaryota, Cryptophyceae, Pyrenomonadales, Geminigeraceae. The transcript has 4 exons. The record is from RefSeq and is a predicted model, not a curated record.
AUGCAGACGUCUGCUGCUUGUGGAGAGGAGGAGAGGAAGGAGAUAGAGGAAACGAGAGAGAAGAAACAUAGUGCGAGGGAAGCGAGACCUCCCCAGAAAGAAGAGGGUGUGGCUCGUACUUGUGACCAUGAGCAAGAGCAGGGGCAGGGGAAGGAACAGGAGCAGGAGCAGGAGCAGGAGCAGGAGCAGGAGCAGGAGCAGGAGCAGGAGCAGGAGCAGGAGCAGGACGAGAAGCAGGAGCAGGAGCAGGAGGAGCAGGAGCAGGAGCAGGAGGAGCAGGAGCAGGAGGAGAACGAGGAGGAGGAGGAGGAGGAGCAGGAGGAGGAGCAAGAGAAGCAGGAGCAGGAGCAGGAGCAGGAGCAGGAGAACGAGGAGGAGCAGGAGGAGGAGGAGCAGCAGCAGCAGCAAGAGCAGCAGCAAGGUGGCUACCUCGCUGCUGCGGCGAAGUUGAUGCGAGCUGGAAAGGUUUCGCUCCUCUCUGAGAGUUUGACGGACAUCUUCCAGCUCGUGCCUGAAGGAGAUAUAGACAAGAAGAAUGAAGUUGAAGAGGACGAGGAAGACGAGGAGGACGAGGACGAGGACGAGGACGAGGACGAGGACGAGGAUGACGAGGAGCACGAGCACGAGCAGGAGGAUGAGGAGCAGGAGCAGGAGCAGGAGCAGGAGCAGGAGCAGGAGCAGGAGCAGGAGCAGGAGCAGGAGCAGGAGGACGAGGACGAGGACGAGGACGAGGACGAGCAGCAGCAGCAUUGGCAGGAUACCUUAGGCAGGCAGGCAGGCAAGCAGGUGAAUGGAAAGGCCUACGAGUACGAGUACGAGAACGAGUACGAGUACGAGUACGAGUACGAGUACGAGUACGAGUACGAGUACGAGUACGAGCUCACUCCCUCUUGUUGUCUCCCACCUCUCAGCUCUUGGUUAUCCGACUCGAGCUUUGCAAGCAUCUGA